This is a messenger RNA of Stomoxys calcitrans (stable fly), 1378 nucleotides long. Its product is annotated as nuclear speckle splicing regulatory protein 1. The coding region runs from base 71 to 1291 and encodes 406 amino acids. Gene Ontology annotation, biological process: regulation of alternative mRNA splicing, via spliceosome. The transcript has 2 exons. Lineage: Eukaryota; Metazoa; Arthropoda; Insecta; Diptera; Muscidae. The record is from RefSeq and is a predicted model, not a curated record.
CUUGCACAUCUGUUUAAUACCUAACUAGUACAACGCUAUUUACAACGCCUGGUAACCCCUGUAUUUCAACAUGUCCAAACAAUAUGGACUUAUUAUUCCUGGACAACAGAAAUCGGCUCCACCUCCGGUGCAGCGUGAAGUCUCCAGACCAUCAAUUUUCGAUGAGAGCAGUGGUAGUGACUCGGAAGGUAGACCUCUACAAAUGAAAAUGAAGAAAGCUACCCUUGGACCAAGUAUAAUGGAAAGACGACGAGCCAAAAAUUUACAAGAAAAAGCCCUGGCUGAAGAUCCAACAAUUUUCCAAUAUGAUGAGUUGUACGAUGAUAUGGAAAACCAAAGAGAAGAAGAGAAAAAGGUCAAAAGCAAUGAACCUAAGAAGGCUAAGUACAUUACUAAGCUUCUGGAAACUGCUGAAAGGCGAAAGCUUGAAAAUGAGUUACGUGUUGAAAGACAGGUACAGAAGGAACGGGAAGCUGAGGGUGAACAGUUCAAGGAUAAGGAGGCUUUUGUUACCUCUUCUUAUCGUAAAAAAUUGGAAGAAAUGCGUAAACUGGAAGAACAAAACAAACGAGAUGAUUAUCUGGAGGCCAUCGGUGAUGUAAGAAAACAAAAGGACUUGGAUGGUUUUUAUCGUCAUUUGUAUGAACAAAAACUUGGCUCAGCUAAGGAGGUCAAGAAACCAGAAUUACUUCCCGAGGCAAAUUCAUCUGACAAGAUUGAUAACGAAGAAUCUAUUUCAUAUAAACCCAUCAAAUCUGGAAAACCCGCACAACAACGAGCAUACAGAAAACGGCGCUCUUCCGAUGAAGAAGUAAAUACACAGAAAGAUAUAAGCAUUCCUGACACUGGUGAUAAAAAACAACAUUUAACAAACAACAUAGAUGCGGAUUCUGAUUUCAGCAUAGACGAUUCAUCUUCAGACUCAUCCAAUUCGGAUUCUGAGGGCAAUGACAAGAAGACUGCAAGAAACCCAAAGCCAAAUAAGAAAAUUAAAGCAACCAUGGAUAUUAAACAAGAAAUAGACAAAACAAAUAUGCCGGAUGCCAACAAAAGCGCGCUUAAUUUUAAAUCUUUAACCAAAGAAAAGUCCGACGAAGUAUCUAGCCUUGUAAAACCAACAGCUGAUGACAAACAAUUGCCCAUACCGUCUGUGAAUAUUGAAGAAUGCGAACAAUCUCAAAUGCCAAAAACAAAACCUAAGGAUAUUUGGAAGAAACGUACAGUGGGCGAGGCAUUCGAUGCAGCCGUCCAACGGUAUUAUGAACGCAAAGCAGCUAGAAGUCAAGCUUAAUUUAUAAUUAGCUUUUUUUAUUUGUACAAAAUAUAUUUUAUCCUUUUGUUAACUUUCUCUUAUGUUAAAUAAGGAAUCGAAGUGAAA